AUGAUUGAUUCAUCAAGCAACACAAAUGCGAAUGACGCUGCAAUAAACUCAAUAGAAUUUAUUCAUGAAUCGGAAGAUUAUGAGAAUCGCGAAAGAAUGCGAGCAAGUCUACGUAAUAUUCCAGCAGAGAUGGUUCCGCCCGUAGAUGUCCCUUUUCCUCCCGAUGUCAAUCCAAAAGACUUGAUCCGACGAGACCAAAAUGGAAUUUUACGAGCACGAGCGACCAACAAAUUCUUAAUAUAUCGAAGUCAAUACGCUAAAGCAUUGAAAGCUAAGGGAUUCUGCAUAUCGAUGCGAACUGUGUCUACUUUGGCGUCAAAAUCAUGGCAAAAAGAACCCAGAAAGGUACAAAGGAAGUAUGAAGAGUUGGCUAAAGAGGUCGCGAAACUUCGCGAGGAAAUGAGUACUGAUCCAACAAAUUGUGAUAAGAAAAAGACCCCUUUCAAAAACGACGCUUUACAUAAUAACAAUAUCAUAAAUACAGAUAAUUCAAAUUCAUUAAAUAUCAAUGGUUUGAAUAAUUUCGGAAAUAACAAUGCAGAUGUUCUAAUUCCCGACGAAACUUUUAUACAGUCAUCUCAAAUAAUGCCACAGCCAAUUGUGCCGUCCUACAAAGCAAUAGGCGACCAUCUAUUUGAUGUUCUUGAACAGCAAU
This is a messenger RNA of Ambispora gerdemannii, 655 nucleotides long. The record is from the annotation of a GenBank genome assembly. NCBI's taxonomy places the organism in Eukaryota, Fungi, Glomeromycota, Glomeromycetes, Archaeosporales, Ambisporaceae.